Molecule: messenger RNA, 10096 nt
Organism: Brassica rapa (field mustard)
Lineage: Eukaryota; Viridiplantae; Streptophyta; Magnoliopsida; Brassicales; Brassicaceae
Product: CBL-interacting serine/threonine-protein kinase 4
Biological process (GO): protein phosphorylation; signal transduction
Molecular function (GO): protein serine/threonine kinase activity; ATP binding
Source: RefSeq, a predicted model, not a curated record
UUUUAAAAUUUCAAAAAGUUUAUGUCACAUACAAAAAACCAUCAAUAAAAAAUAUAAUUCUCCAUCUACAACAAGAAAAAUGAAAAAUUAUAAACAUAUAAAUUUAAAUUAAGAAAAACUAACAUUGGAAAAACAAGAAGUUAAUGUAAAAAAAAACCGACAAAUAAUAUUAUAAAUAAAAUAAAUUUAUAAGACACAAUCCGCGCAAAGCGCGGAGAAAAUCUCUAGUAUACAUAAAGAUCUUUAAGUUACUAUUACUAAAAUAAAUAUAAGACAAAAUUAAUUAUGAUACUACCGUUAGAAUUCUUUAAUAUCCAUCAAUUAUCCUAAUAAGUAAAAUGGUUUAUUAAAACUAAUCGAGAACAUGACAAAUCAGUCAUUUCUUAAAUAAUAGUGGUAGAAUUUGUUAUAUUCAUUAAUUAUACUCAGCCUAAAAUCAUGGAAAACAUGAUAAUUCAGCUAAAUCACUUCUUAAAUAAUAGUAUUAAUAUAUUCGGAUAAAAGAAACAAAACAUAAAUUGGACAAAAUAAAAGACGUUUUUAGCCUACAUUAGGAGAUUAUCCCUCUGUGUUAUCGCUGACACCUCUGCUGCUUUCACCAAGGCCGUAGCAUCAUGGCGGUAGCUUCAGCGUCCUCAAAAUUAUCCGGCCAAGUGUAGCUACUCUGGUCAAAACUAACAAGUGAGCUGUGGGAAUGUGACCCAUAUUGAUCCAUUGUUAACAUUACCAGGGCCGUUUUAGUCAUCACGGCAGACAAUCUCUUGUAAUUGUUUUGGUAUGCGGUGAGAACUUUCAAACCAAAGACCCAAAUAUGUUGGAUUUGAAAGUGAGAGAAGAAUUUCUUACAUAGUUUAGUCUCCUCCAUUUGGGGUGCGAAUGCUGGUUAUUAUGUCGGUAUAUAUACCAUCUUCACCAACUAUGAAUAUUCUGUAGCGAAUCUCACCUCUGAGAACUGUAGGACCGUCAUACACUCCAUGACCCAAAUAAAAGCUUCACAUUCUGCAUGUAAAGAUGUCUACUAGGGAAAUUCAUUGACCCCAUAAUCUUGUCAUUUGAAACUCUUGUGCACGAAAACCAUCCUUGUCAUGAAAAUUUAUCUUGUCAACUCGAUGAUCCAUCUACAUAACACCAUCACAUAUCUCCUUCUUGUUAUCCCAUUUGCGAGCAAUAUGUAUCAUCUAGAUUUUUUAACAUCGUUAAUUUGUGGUUUAGUCGGCAAUUUUCUCUUUAUUUCUGCUAGACACAAGAUCUCUUAUGGGUUUCCAUUUUUUUAUAGUUCUUGUCAUUUCUAUUUUUUCCAAAUGUACCAUAAAAUCCAUAGAAAAUAAUUGAAGUCAUGAUCCUUAGGAAGUCUCCAAAACAAAUAAUUCAUGUUCACGAAUAUCAAUGAUACUGGAAAAACUCAUGGAUUAGAUGAAAUUUGUGACAUCGCCCAUAUUUAAAUUGCUGGUGGACAUUCAAAUAGGAUGUGAUUAAUUGAUUUGUCAUCUGCACCACAUGUACUGAAUUCCUCUUGACUUUAAAGCCUUAGUAAUUGGUAAAUAUCUUGAUAAUGCUUGCCAAACAAAAUGUUUAAAUUUUGGACAGAAUUGAAGCUUCCAAGUGUACACCAAAAGUGGUUUAGUGUUUGGACUAUAAUACUAUGUGUUUGUAUUCAUAUCUGGGUAUAAUUUUCUGUUUUAUAUCUUGAUUUCACUGUAUACCUCCCAAAUAAUAUAUAAUGUCAUCCAUAUGUAUCUAGUUUAGAGGUUCGACUCACUGCCAUACUUUGAAUGAUUUUCACAUCAUCCGGGUGAAUAUAUUGCCUUAAGAAAAAUUUACAUUCCAAGUAUGAUCCACCAGAUUAAUAAGAUUAUCCAUAUUAAGUAAAAGUAGGAAAUUCAUUUUGAAGUUUUGGUAAUGCUGACCUCGGACGAGGAGCGGAAAUCCAAGAAUCAUUCCAUAUUGACAUAGAUUUCCAUGUACACACUGAUUUGAUUAGCCAUUUUUUAACUAGAAUUGAGCAAAAAUCAUACUUCUCCAGCCAUAUGAUGUCGAAUAUGAUUUUAUUCGAUCCAAAAAAUAUGAGUUUUGAUAAUACCUCCCUCUAAAGAAAUUUGCAAAUAAAUAUUUUGGCUCUCUAUCAGUUUCAAAAAUAUUUUGCUAAUAAAAAAAUAUUGAAAUUUUGUAGGUCACAAAAAACUAAUCUCCCAUCUUCUUUAUCUCUGCACACUUUUUCAUAUGAAUACCAUACAUACCUUUUACGUUUCCUCUACUUCUCCACCAAAAUUUUUCUAUUAUACUCAUUAGUGUUUUCAUCACCAUUUUUGUCAACCUAAAACAUGACAUAACAUGUGCAGCCAUCGCUGAUGUUAUUUUUUUUCCUCCUUUUGUAAGAAAGCGAAAUGUCCAACUGUUCACUUUAUUAUUAAUCUCCCUAUUUCCGAAACCAAAAUUUUGGGUCUUUGACCCGCUUUAACUCUCUAAGAUUUCUAAAUAAUUACUCAUUCUCCCGAUGGUUGUUAUCCCCAUGAGGUUUUGUAUUUCCACCCUCGUGUCUUAUAUGACCUUAUGAGGAACUGUAAAGGUAAUUUGGAGACAAUAAUUUGUUGACCAGACACAUGCUCAUACACUUUAAGGAUAUUUAAAAUAACCUUGCAUUCUUCUUUUUUCUUCAAGAAAAAAUAAAUUAUCAUCUGCAAAUAGAUGAGGGAUUUCGUACAUAAAAUAAAAAAGAUAGGGUGAUAAAAGAUCUUCUUGCGUCAAUCAUCUUUUUGGUAUAAUAUGUGUUUUAGUUGUCCAUUUAUGACGAUUUUGUAUUUUACCAAUGGGAUGCAUUUCAACAGCCAGGAAACCCAUACCUGUGAAAAAUACCAUUUUAGGAAGAAGUUGUUGUAUAGAAAGCCAUUCAAAUCAAUAAUAUGCCUAACUCAUUUCCGUCUUUAGUGAGGCAUUUUUCUUACAUAAAUUAUUUGUUCGUAGCUCAUGAAACAUCUUCAAGAAAUUAAUAUAUUGUCUGAAUAUAGACGUUCUGACAUAAACACAAACUGAAUCUCCAAAAUCAACAUUAGAAGUAAUACUUUCAAUCAAUGACAAAGCACGUUCAAAAAUAGUUUUAUAUCCCACUUACACAAAUUAAAUGGCCGUAACUCCGUCAUAUUACUUGACCUAAUUUUUUUUGGAAUAAGAAAAAUGUUAAUUAUAUUUAAUCUUUGAUCAAAUGAUCUCGAGUGUAGAAAACUAUGUUAACGGUAACAACAAAAUCCGCUUUAAUGAUUGACCACGAUUGCUGGAAAAGGCUAUAAUACCAUCCAGCCCAAAAUUUCUUGGAUACAUCAUAAAUAAUGUUGAUUUCACUUCCUCCUCAAAUGACAUAGAUGCCAAUCUAGUAUUUUGAUAAACCGUAAUCAACUCUCAAACUUCCUUAAAAUUCUUCAAAACCAAAUUAGGACAUCUACUGAAAUAAAUCCUUAAAACUCUUAAUCGUAACUCCUUCCACCUCCGAUUCCAAAGUGACCUAGGUGUAAACCAACUAUUUUUUUUAGAAUUAAAUCAAUAUAUUAAUAAACAUACAAGAAUAACACAUUUUAUAUCAUAACGAAUGUAAAUGACAAAAAAAACUAAGUAGACGACUAGAAGUAACUUUAAUGAAGAAAUAAAUAAAUGAGACAACUUCCAUUAUCAUGAAUGUAUCUCUAUAUAUAUCGUUAGGAUGUUCUUGUGAAGAAUAAAGAAUAAGUAAGAAAAAUUAACAGAAUAGAUGUCAAGAACAGUAACAACAUCAUGUGCAUAUGAAGAAACGUUGUUGUAUAAAAAGCCAGUCCAGUCGAUAGUAUACCGUACUCAUAUUUGUCUUUAUUUUUAGAUAUUUUUCUUAAAUGGGUUAUUUAUUCGUAACUUGUGAAACAUAUUUAAGAAAUUAAUAUAUUUUCGACGUCACGACACAAACGUAGUCUGAGUGUCCAAAAUCGACUUUGGAAGUAAUACCUUCAGUCUUUGACAAAGUACCUUUGAAAUAAUUUUAUUUAAACUAAAUGGCCAUAACUCCGUCAUAUGAUUUGACCUAACCUUUUUUAGAAAUCAAAUAAAUAUUAGUUACAUUUAAUCUUUUAUCAAAUGAUCCCGAGUCUAGAAAAAUGUUAACGAUAACAACAACAUCCACUUCAAUGACUGACCACGAUUGUUGGAAAAAGACUAUCAUGCCAUCCAGUCCGGAAUUUUUUGGAUACGCUAUCAUAAAUAAUGUUGAUUUCAUGUUAUCCUUAAUUUCGAUAGAAGCUAAUCUAGUAUUUUGAUUAACCAUAAUCUACUCUAGAAACCUCCUUAAAUUUUCUUCAAAAAACCAGAUAGAGACAUCGACUGAAAUAAAUCCUUAAAAUACUUAACCGUAACCCCUUCCACCUCCGAUUCCGAAGUGAUCCAAGUGUAAAAAAAAUAUUUUAGUUGAAUUAAGUAAACAUAUUUAAUAUACAUACAAGAAUAACAUAUUUAAUAUCAUAACAAAGGUAAACGACAAAAAAAAAUCUAAGUGGAAGACUAGAAGUAACUGUAAUGAAGAAAGAAAUCAAUGAGACAACUUUCAUUAUCAUGAAUGUAUAUAUAUAUAUAUAGUUAGAAUGUUCUUGUGAAGAGUAAGGAAUAAAUAAAAAAGAAAAAUUUAAAAAUAGAUGUCAAGAACAGUAACAACAGCAUGUGCAUAUGAAGAAAAGUUAUUGCCUAUCUUUAAAUUGUAAAAUUAUGGUUAAGAUGCUUUUACAAACUGUAACUAACUGAAAUUAGGAGAUGUAGGAAACAAUAAAUAAAAUUCAAAUUCAAAUGUAUUUUUUUUUCUUUUCCUAAUAUUGAUGCAAUAUGCACUAAAUAAAUUAUUAAUGAAGUUUUUUUGAAUAAUUAAUGAUUAUUAAAAUCUUUCAAGCUAUUGCAGUAAAUGUUAAAUUAUCAUUAAACCAUUCCUUCCACACAGCUGUCAAAACAGACAAUAAAAUAACUGUAUAUAGUAACGUAUUACAGAAAACAGUGUCCAAUUAUGGCUGUUAUUUGUUUACUCUAAUACUUGUUAACUUCUUGCAACAGACAUUUCCCAUCAAAAUCAAUUUCAGAUGCAAAUAAUUUUUGUUUUACUUCAAGCAUGAUGUAUAAACACUAAAUUUCAACACACUAAAUUUCAAAGUUAAUUUAUCACACAAUUCUUAGAUAAAGUUUAAACAUUUGCAUUUUCCGAUUUUAUUUUUGCUCCCCAAAAACUCUUAACGUCUUAGAAAUAUGCUUAUAUCGAAAUAAAAUAGCAAUUCCUAGAAAAAUAACUAAAUGGUACAAACUAACAUUGAAAAAUUUGACAUAUUUUGACCAUAUUCUUUUCGGAAUUCUUAUAUCACCUUUUAUCUCAAUACACCAUUUUCUCAUAUAUCUGUUUUUUUGGGUUUAUUUGCAAAAUAACAAAAAAAAAGAGAAAUUAAAUUUUUAGUAAGAGUUUAGAGAGAGAUAGGAAGAAAAAUAAAGAGAAAUAGGAUGUUUUUGGUAAGAUAGUGGAUUUGUGUUUUUUUUUUAUGGUUACAGGGUGCAAAUUCCUUUUUUUUUAACUGUAAGUAGUACAGUGUUUUCUUUUAAUUGAAACUUAAGUAGUACAGUGUUACCAGCCUCACACAUUUCUUACCACUAUAUCAACAGAGACCAUCACACAUUUCUCACCACUAUCACACUCAUAAAAGCUCUUACUCUUUCCUAUAAAGACAGAAACUGAAAACACAGUUACUCACUUAACGUCCCUAAAACCUCCGAAAUAAAAUUCCAUGUUGCCUCCGUCAACAUCCCCACGGCAACCAUCGUCACAUCAUAUGGACUUACCCACUCCACAAUCACCAGAUAAAUCCCCCGCGACGAUUCUCCUCGGCAAAUACGAACUCGGUCGCCUUCUCGGCAGCGGUAGCUUUGCCAAAGUCCAUGUGGCUCGUUCCAUCGAAACCGAACAACUUCUGGCCGUCAAAAUCAUCGACAAGAAGAGAACCGCAACGGCCGGUAUGGAACCGAUGAUAAUCCGGGAGAUCGAAGCCAUGCGCCGCCUCCAACACCAUCCUAACGUUCUCACAAUCCACGAGGUCAUGGCCACUAAAACAAAGAUCUAUCUCGUCAUGGAGCUCGCUGCCGGCGGAGAGAUUUACACCAAGAUUCGCGAUUCUGGCCGCCUCAAGGAAUCUGAGGCGCGUCGCUACUUCCAGCAGCUCGUCUCGGCGCUCACUUUCUGCCACCGAGAGGGAAUCGCUCACCGCGACGUGAAGCCCCAGAAUCUCCUCCUCGACAACGAGGGCAACCUCAAGGUCUCCGACUUCGGUUUAUCCGCUUUGCCGGAGGACCGUAGGAGCACCGGAAUGCUCCACACAGCUUGCGGCACGCCUGCUUACACAGCGCCGGAGGUGAUUGCUCAUAGACAUUACGACGGCGCGAAGGCAGACUCGUGGUCGUGUGGCGUCUUCCUCUUUGUUCUUCUCGCAGGUUACGUCCCUUUUAAUGAUUGCCAUAUUGUACUAAUGUACAGGAAGAUCCAAGGGAGAGAUUACAAGUUCCCAAACUGGAUCUCGAAACCUGCUCGAUCCAUCAUCUACAAGUUGCUCGAUCCGAAUCCGGAAACGAGGAUGAGUAUCGAAGCUGUAACUGAAACCAAAUGGUUCAAGAAAUCCCUAAAAACCUCCGAGUUUAAACCCAAUGUCUUGGAAUCGGAUGAACGGUUGGGGCCACUGAGAAGUGAUACGAUCACAGCGUUUGAUUUGAUAUCGUUAUCGACGGAAUGGGAUCUAUCGGGGCUGUUCGAGAGGAGGAAGAUGAAGAGGACGAGGUUUACGGCUAGGGUUUCGGUGGAAGGAGUGGUGGAGAAGGCAAAGGCGAUAGGGGAGAAGUUAGGGUUUAGGGUGAAGGAGAAGAGUGAAGCGAGGGUUGUGGCAUUGAGUAAAGGAAGAACGACGGUGGUGGUCGAGGCGGUUGAGCUGGUGGAAGGUUUGGUUGUGGCGGAGAUGAAGGUGGUGGAAGGUGUGGAGGAGGAGGAGGAUGAGUCUCACUGGUCGGAGAUAACUGUAGGGCUUGAGGAGAUUGUGCUUGCAUGGCACCAUGACGUAUCUAAAAAAUGUUGAAAUAUGAUUUGGCUUAAUUAUCAAUGUUUCAGUUUUGUGAAAUCUCUUCUUGUUUUCUUUUCGUUUUAGGAUUUUUUCCUUGAAUGUUAUCAAUGUUAAAAAAAUUGAAAGGUGAUAAAAGGAUGUCUGAGAAUCAGCUUAUCCCAAAACUCAAGAUAAUAUCCAAAACUCAAACCAAAGAAAGAAUCUUUUCCUAUGCAAAAUUAUCAAAGGAUUUUAAAAUUCAAAAGUUUGAUAACAAAAGGAUUUUCUCUAGUAAAUUCAAAAGAAAAUUAUUAAUUAUUUUAAAAACUUUGGUAGAUGCCAAUCUAAAGUUGAAGAAGCGUUUUAUCCAAAAAUCAAAAUAUAAAAAUUACUUUUUUCUCAUAAAAUCAUUAAGAUAUUAUUAACAUUUGAAAACUAUUUGGCAAUGAAUUUUCCCGCUUAAAAUUAUUAAAACUACUAAUAAUAUACAAAAUCUUAGUAGGUAUUACUCAAAAUGUUGAGAAGAUUUUCAUCCCAAAUCUUAUAAAUAAUUAAUUUUUAGUUGUUGUCAUAGAAAUAGCAUUUAAAAAUCAAAAAGAAUAUUUUAGCAUAAAAUUGCCAAAAUAUUGUUUUUUGUAACUAAUUGCCAAGAUAUUGUUAAUAGUAAUACUCAACAGUAAUAUUAAAAUUUAAUGAUAGGUACGCUCAAGACGCACUAUCAAUUUUUUUUCAAAACUACAAAUUAUAAUAAGUUUUUCCAUAUAAAGUUGUCAAAAUAUUAAUAAUGUUCAAAAUUUGGUAAGUAUUACUCAAAGAUUUAUGCAACAUUUAAUCGAGUGAUUUUACUUUUGGUAUCAUUACGAGUUAUUAAAUUUGAUGGCCACAAUGUUUAAUCAAUGCAACAUUAUAAAAUGAGAAAAAAAAUUCUAAGGGUUACAGACCUCUUUGUCUAAGUAAUGUUAAUUAAAUGGUUUUAAGAAAAAAAAUGAAAUUAUAAAAAAUUAUUUUAACAAAGUUUAGAAUUUCAGAAAUGAAAAUGGAGAUGCAUGUAAGUAAAAGAUAUCCAAAUUAGUUAGCACCACUUACCAAAUUUGUUAUAUUUCAUUCCUUAAUUUUCCAUAAAAUAUCAUCAAAUUCAUUACAUUCAAUUGAAUAUUCCUUAUUUGUCACUUUGACAAAUUUUCUGGUUUUGACUAAACAAUCCAUAAGAUUUUUAGUUGGUAUAUGAAAUAGUGAAGAUUUAACAAUUCAUAUAUUCAUAUAACAAUGAAACACAAAUAAAAUCAAUCAAAUAUCAUAAACAAAAUACAUGACAUAUUUAGCGCCAAAGUAGUACACUAACUUCAUUGGUUGUAAUUACAUAAUUAGUUACUAGCCUUUCGACACUAAUUAAUAGUUUAUUAAUCUUCAACUGAGUUAAAAAAGUUCAUCAAAUUACAUAUAUAGUAUAUACUUUAUUGUAUAUAAAAAUGUCUAAUGUUAUUAGUAGUUUAUUUUGGUAAGAAGAUAGUGAUUAUUUUUGUUUAAUUGGUUUGUUUGAUUAAUAAUCAAAUCAUAUCUAUAUCCAACAUUUUGGUAAAACAAAUCAGUUCAAUUCAGUUUGAUUUUAUAAUUUGAAACAUAUAUAUUGAAAAUAGUUGACUAAUUUAUUCGGAAUUGCAAUAUUACUUUUUGUAUUUGGCUCUUAAUUGAUUGAUUACCUAAAUAUAGAAGCUUAUCAUUUCUUUUCAGGUGGAUACUGUUGCAUACUAUCUCUCUGUCCUGAAACCGCUAUUUCCAAAUGGGAUCAACGUGCUCUUCAUGUUCACGGGCAUUAGUGGUGGAGAAGUGGCGCUUCACCAUCUCCAAAUUCCAAUGAAAACGGUUGUCUCUGUGGAGAUCUCAGUGUGAAUAGAAACAUACCAGAAGUGGUCUUGAAGGUGAGCAGUCUUGCUUGUUCUUCGAUUAUUAUAGGAUUUUGGAGGUGGUUCGUGAGACAACAAAGGAGAUGAGAAGAUCCUUUUACUUAAUUUAAUAAAAUACAUUUGACUUUAUAAUAAUUAUUUUUUCUUGAUAAAAUUAUUAUUUGUGUUUCAUUUUCCUCCCACAUUUAUUAACUAUAUAUUUUUAUGAUACACAAGUUUGUGAGAUAUACUAUGCACAUAUACAAAAUUAGUUUGAAUUACUUUAUUAUAUUUUAUUUUAAACUACUGAUCAAUUAAGUGAUUUAUGAAAACAAACAUAAAAUAUUGACAAUGUUAGAUACUCAAAAGAAUAACAAAAAAAUCGUAGAGGUGUUUUAAUUAUCUACCAAAAUAACAUUUUGAAUAAAUUAGCAAUCUUGACCUUAUUAUUACUGGAAGAAAGCUUCUUAUAUAUGAAGAUUUUUAUUACAACAUAUAUCUUACCUUUAUGAAAUAUAAGCUUGAUCGAAUGUUAAUAGCAGACGACUAUUUUCCAAAUCAUUGUAACCUACCUAUUAAUGUUUCUCUGGCUAAUAGGUAACUAUUGUUCCAAUUGCUUAUGUUUGGGUCGAAUUAAUAGAUAUUUAUAAUUUAAAAAAUAGCAGACGACUAAUGCAAAGAUAUAAUGUUAAUUUGAGUAUAUUACAAAUUGUAAAGAGUGUAAUCCAAUUUGUUAGGUUUAUCAAGAUGUAAUUGUCAAGACAAAAUGACAAUUUUAGAAGACGCAACUGUUGGAAAACUUAAUUGAAUAAAACAAUUAGACAUUUAAUAUCAUAACGAAUGUAAAUGACAAAAAAAUCUAAGUAGACGACUAGAAGUAACUUUAAUGAAGAAAAAAAUAAAUGAGACAACUUCCAUUAUCAUGAAUGUAUCUCUAUAUAUAGCAGACGACUAAUGCAAAGAUAUAAUGUUAAAUUGUGUAUAUUACAAAUUGUAAAGAGUUUAAUACAAUUUGUUAGGUUUAUCAAGAUGUAAUUGUCAAGACAAAAUGACAAUUUUAGAAGACGCAACUGUUGGAAAAAUUAAUAUAAUAAAAUAAUUAACAUGAAUAAUUGGUAACCGAGAUAGGAAACAAUAAAAGUUGUGGUU